This is a messenger RNA of Cavia porcellus (domestic guinea pig), 5555 nucleotides long. It is a transcript of the gene Mims1, whose product is annotated as family with sequence similarity 210 member A. Lineage: Eukaryota; Metazoa; Chordata; Mammalia; Rodentia; Caviidae. Gene Ontology annotation, cellular component: mitochondrion. The record is from RefSeq and is a predicted model, not a curated record. The transcript is spliced from 4 exons. The coding region runs from base 131 to 949 and encodes 272 amino acids.
CCGCGCGCCGGAACUACGAGUCCCGUGGUGCCUCGCGCGGGCAGCAGGGCGCGGGAGCACGUUGCUGGUGGGCGCGGCUGGCGAGCCGCUACGUGUCUGUAGAAGCUGCAGCCCAUCCCAAUCCUUCAAAAUGCAGUGGAAUGUACUACGGACUGUGUCUUGGCUGGCACCCAGGAUGUGCUUGGAGUCACAGACAGCUGGGCUUUUUGGACACCAUCAGCAUGUGAAGGGACCAUUACUUUUACACCAUGCCAAGUCCAGAGUGGUCUGGGCACAAAGCCCCCAGGAGCAGUUGCUGCACUCAUCUGUACCCCAUUGCCGGGCAGAGGAAAGAAAGCCACUGGCAACACAGCCUCCUCGGCCCGGGGUCCUUUGCCAUGAACAACAGUUGUGGGAUGUUUCAUCUACCAGGGGCUUAUCAUCCAGCACCACUCAGGCAACGCCUUCAGAUAAAAAGGAGGAGCCUGAUCCUUUGCAAGACAAAUCUAUUGGUCUUUAUCAGCGAUUUAAGAAGACAUUUAGACAGUAUGGGAAGGUUUUGAUUCCUGUGCAUCUAAUAACUUCUGGUGUUUGGUUUGGAACUUUUUAUUAUGCAGCUAUAAAAGGAGUGAAUGUUGUUCCUUUUCUAGAACUCAUCGGGUUACCUGACAGUGUUGUGAACAUCCUGAAAAAUUCCCAGAGUGGAAAUGCCCUGACGGCCUAUGCCAUGUUCAAGAUUGCAACGCCUGCCCGAUACACGGUGACCUUGGGAGGAACAUCCUUCAUGGUGAAAUAUCUACGUGGUCGUGGCUACAUGUCAACUCCACCACCAGUCAAGGAGUAUCUGCAGGACAGGAUGGAGGAGACCAAGGAGCUCAUCACAGAGAAGAUGGAGGAAACCAAGGACAGACUCACGGAAAAAUUGCAAGAAACCAAAGAAAAAGUUUCCUUCAAGAAAAAAGUGGAAUAGGGUGCCUUAUAUAACACAACUUACAAAUAUUUUCUACCCUUUAACCCUCUGGAGCUUUAGGCGAAGAUACAUACUUCUGAUUUUUUUGGUUAGUUGCUAAAAAAUACCAGUUUGCUGAGGGUUAAAGAACUAGAAUACCUUUUUAAAGUUAAAUAUUAUCAGAAAAAUCAGUGUUUUUUUUAAAGACGUGAACCCAAUAUGAGAACAUUACAUUGUAGAAACAAUAAGCAGUGGCUAAUGUCUUUCUGACCAGGGCUGUCUUCCCCGAUCUGCAGGCACACUUGUGCUGCUGUCUCCCACCUGCUAUAGUGUGUGCAGGCAAGGAAGCUGGCACUGGGUAACUGGUGUGGCAUGCCCGCAGCCAGGCUGUCGACACUGGGUCAUACACGGUCUUUCUGUUAUUCACUAGGAUUUAAUGCAUCCACUGCUCAGUGGGGAACUAGCUUUCACCCCCAGGCUCUCUGUGAAUAGGAGGAGAAUUUAGUCUUUCUAUAAAAAGCAUCUAACACUUUCCUACCAUGGAAAAGAGACAUUGUAUGAAGAAAGUUGAAUAAAAAUUCAGUCUUGUGUAUGCAGAUUAGAUGUAUUGGUUAUAUGUAAAUGAAAAACAAAGCCUUCAAGUUUUUACCUGAAGCCUGUCAGUUACAUUUUUAAAGCAAAUACAUGGCCAUAGUACUUUUUAAGGGUUUAUGUCAGUAGUGGCCACUAGAACAUUUUUAAAAUCAUUUGUUGCUGCUUUAGCUGACCUUUUGGAAGAAGAGUGACUCAAGCAUGAGGUUUUCCAGCCCCUGGAGGCUUGGGCAACCCUGUGGUGCCAUGCUGCCAUGGGGAGAGCUGUCCCUGCCCAGGAAGUACUGCACUCAGCAUAGCCCUGUAGUUUCCCAGCAUCUUCAUCUGAGUUACUAUUAAUUUAUUAUGGAGUGAAUCUUAAAAUUGUGGCCUCUGUAGGCCAGGGAUUUAGCUCAGUGGCUGAAGCGCCUGUCUGGCAAGUGGAAGGUCGUGAGUUCAAUCCCCAAUGACAAAAAAAAAAAAUGGCCUCUGUGAUUUCUCUUAAUAAUGAAGGAAAAUAUCAUUGCUCAGGCAUUUUACUUAAUUGUAUUAACAUGCUCCCAAAAGAGCUGUGAUUUGUAUGUCUCACUUCCGAUUGGCAUUCCAUUGUCUAGUAUUAUAUUGCUAACCACCAGUAGUUCAAGCUGCUCGGUGGGACAGUUAUCCAUAUACCACCAGUGGUUCAAGCCAGCAGGAACAUGUUAAUAGCAAACUUGCUAUUAAAGUAUCUGCUUCAGCCAGGCCUGGUGAUAAAUGCUUAUAAUCCCAGCACUUGGGAGACUGAGACGAGAGGAUUGGAAGUUUGAGGCCAACCUGGUUACACAGUGAGAUUUUCUCUAAAAAAUAAAAUCAAACUUGAAAAUUAAAUUUAGCAGUUGUCAGAGAGGAAAUUAAUGGGAUUCUGGGAAUAUUUUGCAUUAACAGCUUUUACUUUAAUUCUAACCCUUGGAUUGAUUUGGAGGAGGAGGAAAUAGCCUCUUUAGACACCCACUUGCUACAACAAGGGGUGGUUAGAGUCCUUACUGUGCAGCACACAGAUGUCCUGUCCAAUUGCUGCUGUCUGGCAAGGAUUUGUUUAUGUGUACUAUGACACUUGAGCCUUUGCACUCUCCCACAUCCCCAGGCCUCUCCCCUAUUCUUUUAUUUUAAAGAAAAAAGAAACCAACAACAACAACAAAAACUCCCAAAUGAUAGCAAUACAGAAUUUCAAGACAAGAUGGUAAGAAUUUAACAAUGGUUGUUACAUUGUAUAUUAUUAUCUUGAGAACAGUUGCUCAGAUUGCCAGAUACAUCUGAGAAUUGUAUAUUCAGCUGCCCAUUUUUGGAAUGACUAUUUGAAUUUGGUGGGCCUAGUUUUUUCAAUUCUUUGUACGUUCUAGAUAGAAGUCCUUUGUCUGAGGAACAGUUGGCAAAAUUGUUUUCCAAAUCUGUGGGUGUUUUUUUCACUGUUGUUAAUUUCUUCUGAGGUACAAAAACUUUUUAACAAAUGUUGAUUCUUUGAAGUACUUCCCUGUGCAGUUUGGUUUUUGUUCACAAACUCUUAAGCCUAUUCCUUUGUAUUCAAGAUUUCUACCUACUUUGUCUUCCAGUAGGUUUAGUGUUUCUGUUUUUAUAUUUAGCACUUUGGUCCAUUUUGACUUUAAUUUACUACAUGAUGAUAUUCCUGGGUCAAAUCUUAAGUCUUCCACAUGUGGAAAGCCAGUUUUUCCAACACCAUUUAUUAAAGAUUCUUUCUUCCAGUGAACAUGUUUGGCCCCUUUGUCAAAGAGGAAGUGGUUGAAUGUGUUUGUAGUUUUAUCUGCAUCUUCUAUUCUGUUCCAUUUAUCCUCGGGUCUGUUUUUUUUUGGGGGGGGUAGUUUGUUUUUUGCCAGUUCCAUGCUGAUUUUAUUAGAGUAGCUUUGUAGUAUAAUUUCAAGGCAAGGAUUCUGAUGCCUCCUGUCUUGCCUUUGUUGCCCAGGAUUGCCUUUGCUAUUGCCUUUGCUAUCUCUUCCAUUUCUAGAUGAAUUUUUGGAAUGUUUUCUCUAGAUCUGUAAGGUAUGCUAAUGGUAUUUUGAUUGGGAUUCAUUAAAUCUGUAUAACAGUUUUGGGAGUAUGGCCAUUUUCACAAUAUUGUUCUUCCUAUCAUGAAGAGAGGAUCUCUUUCCAUUUUCUGAGAUCCUCUUCAAUCUCCUUUUUCAAAGAACUAAUUUUCAGUAUCGAUUUUUACUUUCUUAAUACUUAAUACUUAGGUUGAAUCCUAAGUAUUUCAUUUUUUGGACACUAUUGUGAAAAGUGUUGAUCCCCAAUUUCUCUCUCAGUGAGUCUGUUGUUUGUGUAUAAGAAUGCUAUUGAUUUUUGAGUGUUGACUUUGUAUCCAGCUAUGUUGCUGAAUUUGCUUAUUAACUUUCAUAGUCUUAGGGUAGAAUUUUUGAGAUCUUGUAUCUAGAGUAUCAUGCAAUCUGCAAAUAAUAAUUUAACUUCUUCCUUUCUUAUCCUUAUUCCUUUUAUUUCUUGUUUGUCUAAUUGCUCUGGCUAACAUUUCCAGAAGUUAGUGAAUAGGAGUGAUGAUAGUGGACAUCCUUGUCUUGUUCCUGAUUUUAGAUCAAAAGCUUUCAGUUUUUGUCCAUUUAAUAUAAUGUUGGCUGUUGGUUUGUCAUCAAUGGCUUUUAUCAGAUUGAGGUAAAGACCAUCUAUUCUGAUUUUCUGUAGGAUUUUUAUUAUGAAUGAGUGUUGGACUUCAUUAAAAGCUUUUUCUGCAUCUAUUGAGAUGAUCGUGUGAUUUUUGUCUUUGACUCUCGUAGCAUGGUGUAUUACAUUUAUUGAUUUGUGUAUGCUGACCCAUCCCUGCAUUCCUUUGAUGAUUUGCUGCAUUCUUUUUGCCAGUAUUUUAUUGAAGAUUUUUGCAUCUAUGUUCAUUAGAGAGAUUGGCCUGUAGUUCUCUUUUUUGCUUGAGUCUUUUUCUGAUUUUGGUAUCAGGGUAAUACUUGCCUCUAGGAAUGAGUUAGGGAGAAUUGCUUCCUUUUCAAUUUCCUUAAAGAGUUUGAGAAGUAUCGUGAGGUCUUACCUGAAUUCAAUCUUGUAGAAUUCCGUCGUUAAUCCAUCAGGACUGGAAUUUUCUUUGUUGGUAAAUUUUUAAUGACACAUUUAAUUUCAUUAACUGAUAUUGGGUUAUUCUGAAUAUUUAUAUCUUCUUGAUUCAGCUUUGAUAUUUCAUACUUUUUUAAGAAUCCAUUUCUGCAUUUUCCAUCCUGUCCCAGUAAACAUUUUUGAACUAGGUAUUGAUGAUCUUUUGAGUUUUCACAGGACCUGUAGUGAUUUCUUUUUUCAAUGCAAGAAUUUGAGUUUUUUCUUUGUUUCUUUUUUUUUUUCCUAAGGUUCGUUAGGGGUUAUCAAUUUUGUUUAUUCUUUCAAGGAAGCAACUCUUCAAUUCAUUAUAUUGUUUAUACAAUUCUUUGUAUUCUUAGUCUCAACUACAUUAAUUUUUGCUAUGCUUUUUAUAAUUUCCCUUCUAUGGGCUUUGGGCCUAACUUGCUCUUCUUUUUCUAGAAACUUGAGUGUAGCAUUACAUUGUUUAUUUUGUGCUCAUUCUGUUUUCCUGAUGUGAGAGUUCACUGCUUUAAGUUGCUCUCGUAGGACUGCUUUCAUUGCAUCCCACAGGUUUUGGUAUGUUGUAUUUAAAUUUUUAUUUGAUUGUAGGUAUUAAUUUCAUCUUUAAAUUCAUCUGUGAUCCAUUGGUUGUUCAGGAUGGUGUCAUUUAAUUCCCAUGUGUUUGUGGAGUUUUUGCAGUUUCUUUUGACGUUAAUUUCAAUUUCAUUGCACUGUGGUGUGCUAAUAUGCAUGAAAUAAUUUGUUUCUUUACAUUUACUUAAGGAUGUUCUGUGGGCUAGUAAAUGGAGAGAACAUCUUUGUGCAACUGAAAAGAAUGUGUAUUCUGAUAUUAUUGGUUGGAAUACUCUGUAAACAAUCUACUAAGUUCAUUUGUUCAUAUAUUUGAUUCAGUUCUGUUAUUUCUUUGUUGAUUUUUGUCUAGUUAAUCUAUCUCUUUGUAAUAAUCAGAUAUUAAAGUCUCCCAGUACAA